This is a messenger RNA of Dovyalis caffra, 1413 nucleotides long. The record is from the annotation of a GenBank genome assembly. NCBI's taxonomy places the organism in Eukaryota, Viridiplantae, Streptophyta, Magnoliopsida, Malpighiales, Salicaceae.
AUGGAGAGAGACGGCAUAGAAGAAGGGCUAGAAUCAGCAACAAGCCCUCUACUUCUUCUUGGCGAAAAGAGCAUCGGUGAAAGCGACAAACCAACCAGCAAUCACUCCAUCACUCCUCUUCUUGUCUUCAGCACCUUUGUUGCUCUCUGUGGUUCCUUCAGCUAUGGAUGUUCUGUGGGUUAUUCAUCUCCAGCUGAAUCUGGAAUCAUGGAAGAUUUAGGCCUCUCUGUUGCAGCAUACUCAGUUUUUGGUUCGAUAGUGACCAUCGGAGGAAUGGUAGGUGCCAUCUUAAGUGGGAAGAUGGCAGAUCUCAAUGCUUGGUGUCUGGACAAUGGAAGAUUCUUAGUUGGAGUUGCAAUGGGGAUUCUUACUUAUGUGGUACCUAUAUAUAUUUCAGAAAUAACACCUAAGAACCUGAGGGGACGAUUUACUUCAGCUAAUCAGGUUAAACUCAUAACGUUCUUCGUAGGAAGUGUGUUGAGUUGGCGUGCCUUGUCUCUGAUAGCUACUAUUCCAAGCAUAGUGCAAAUUGUAUGUUUAUUCUUCAUUCCGGAGUCUCCAAGAUGGCUGGCAAAACUCGGUCGCGAAAAAGAGUUUGAAGCUGCAUUGCAACGUCUUAGGGGAAAGAAAUCAGAUAUUUCUGAAGAAGCAGAUGAUAUCAGAGAGGCUAUAGAAACCUUGAAACACACCUCGGCCGAAGCUAGAACUCUAGAGUUGUUCCAGAGGAGAUAUGCUUAUGCAAUUAUUGUUGGAGUAGGACUAAUAUUACUGCAAACAUUCGGAGGGAAUAGCGGGGUGUCAUAUUAUCUCGGUACAAUAUUUGCGAAAGCUAGUAAGUCCACAGCAAAUGAGAAAGUUCUAAUUGAAGAUAUAAGCAUACAUGUUUCAACCUCUAUCGGACCUAUAGUUUUCGCUCUUCUACAGAUUCCAACAUCUAUUGUAACUGUACUCUUAAUGGAUUUAUUCGGAAGACGGACACUUCUUAUGGCUUCCGCUGCCGCAUCGUGCUUAUGCUUGCUCCUCGUAGGGUUAUCUUUCUGCUUCCAGGAAUUCCACUAUCUGAAGGAGCUCACUCCAAUUUUGACAUUGGUUGGCAUACUGGGUUUCGGUAUCGGUUUUGCCUUAGGCAUGUCAGGAAUACCUUGGGUUAUAAUGGCAGAGAUUUUUCCUGUAAAUGUUAAGGCAUCAGCAGGAAGCCUUGUGGUUUUAACUAGUUGGGCUAGUUCUUGGGUUGUGACAUACACAUUUAACUUCAUGUUGGAAUGGAGUUCAGCUGGAACAUUUUUCAUCUUCAGUGGAAUGUGUGCUUUAACUAUUUUAUUCGUAUGGAGGUUGGUGCCAGAGACAAAGGGACGGACAUUGGAAGAAAUACAAUCAACAUUAAUCACUCCUUUCCCAGGACAAGACUCAUAG